AUGGAACCUGCGUCCCUGACAAGUCUCCCAGAUGACUUGCUGCUCGACAUUGUCGAAUACCUCGACACGGCCCGAGACACAUCACAUCUCGGGCGAGUCGCCAAACACACGCACCGUCUCGUCCAACAGGCAGGAUGGAAAACGUUUGUCAAGACGAGAUUCCCGUCCUUGAGGGUGCCACACGGCAACGGGUGCUCAUGGAGCGACGCUGCCGAUACAAUUUCCUACCUCGACCGAUGCUGGGACAAGCGCGCCAUCCAGCUCAGCCUAUUCAGAACCCAGCCACGGCCGCGGACAAAGGACGCACCUCGACAGCCGAGGCAGGCGAUUGACUUUCAUGGCAUUGUUGAUGCUCAUUACAUGCCGUCCUUGGAUGAGGAGGUUGUUGCCUGGGGGGCCGGUGAGGAUCUCCAUGUGCGAUGGGGCCGCGAUGCCACGCAGACGUGGAAGAGCGUCCUGGGGGCGAGCAUGAGCACGAAAUACGCCCCCGGCACGGGCGACGCCACGUGCUUGAGCAUCAUUGAGAGGCGUGCCGGGCUUCCAGAGGUUGUGGUCGGGCGAGCGAACGGGGACGUCCAGGUUCUCUCGGCCGCGAACAACAAGUCCUUUGGCCAGCCGACCCAGACGGUCAUCAAGCUGGACGGGCGGCAAGACGCGCACCAACAGACGCCGUUUAGCAUUUCCCCGGGCCGCCUGGCCGUCUCCUGCACGGAAUGGCAGCCCGACACAGACAUGCUGGCGACCUGCCGAAGCUCGCAUCUUCACCUGUACAACAUCCCCCCUGAAAGGGACGCGGACCCCAAACCACUUGCCUACCAUGACUUGUCCAAAGACCGGCCCGGCAACGAGGAGUCUCUGAUUCGAGACAUCAAGUUUCUGGGAAGGACCAGCAUCGCCGUGGCCCUGGGGGCAAGCUCGCAGCCCAUUCAGUACGGCACCAUCCGCCCUACGGGGGUGGACUUUGUGCCGGCGUCACGCAACCCCGACGCAUGCGACAGCCUAGACGGCAGGCUUGAGCUCACGGCACCCGGGGAGGUGACGAGCGUGUGGUCGAUACAGGCGGUCGGGCACAGGGCAAACAGCAACCUCCUCCUGAGUUCCUGGCACGACGGGUCCUUCCGGCUGAUGGAUGUCCGGACGCCCUCGCCCUACGACGCCAUAUACAGGGACAAUUUCCAGCCAUACCACGCCGGCGGGCCCCUGCUCGUCUACGGAACCGAGAGGUUUGUCUCCGGGAACAACACCGCCCCGACACUGAGGCUCUUCGACUUCCGCUUCCCCAAGCCGUACUUUCAUUCCACGGCCCUGCCGUGUUCGCCGCGCGAGCCACGGCCCAGAGUCGCGUGCUCGUCCGGAAAGCCGCUCGACGACAGGACUGCGGUUUGGAGGUGCGAGCCUGGGAGUAGUCGCCGGUGCAACUGGCACGCGGCCAUGGAGUCGCCCUGCUUCAGGCAAGACACCACCCUCUGGCUGGGGCACCGCGGCAUGGACCGUGUCUUCUCGCUGGCAAAGGCGUCGGAUACAUCAGACAAGUUCUACCUGGGGCUGCGGGGAGCCAUUGCGGAGGCGCAGCUGGUUUUGGAGCAGGAUGUCCCUACUCGCCGGCAGAGUGUGCCUCGCUGUCCCGCCGGCUGGCGAGUGUCUGCGGCGCCAAACGCAGCCAUGGCAGACACAGGCAUCAGCUUGUCCACGAGCAGUGUGCACGGGGGGGCUCAUGGGGAUUUACACAACGGCAUGCCUGAGAUGCUGUACCACUAUGAUGGGUCGCAAAGGAAACAGGGCCUUCGUGAAUUACUAGAACCCCCGGAAGGAACGCGGUUUGACACUGCUUGGCGACAGCAGGUGGCGGCUAGGCAUAGAGGACACUGA
This is a messenger RNA of Metarhizium robertsii ARSEF 23, 1869 nucleotides long. Its product is annotated as F-box domain, cyclin-like protein. The transcript has a single exon. Gene Ontology annotation, molecular function: protein binding. Bases 1 to 1869 code for a protein of 622 amino acids. The record is from RefSeq and is a predicted model, not a curated record. Lineage: Eukaryota; Fungi; Ascomycota; Sordariomycetes; Hypocreales; Clavicipitaceae.